This is a messenger RNA of Saccharomyces paradoxus, 948 nucleotides long. It is a transcript of the gene TGS1, whose product is annotated as RNA methyltransferase. The coding region runs from base 1 to 948 and encodes 315 amino acids. The record is from RefSeq and is a predicted model, not a curated record. NCBI's taxonomy places the organism in Eukaryota, Fungi, Ascomycota, Saccharomycetes, Saccharomycetales, Saccharomycetaceae. The transcript has a single exon. Gene Ontology annotation, biological process: 7-methylguanosine cap hypermethylation; 7-methylguanosine RNA capping. Gene Ontology annotation, cellular component: nucleus. Gene Ontology annotation, molecular function: RNA cap trimethylguanosine synthase activity.
AUGGGAAAAACAUUUAUUCAUGCUUCGAGAAUAAGACAUGCAGCACGCAAAAAAAAGCGCCAUUCCAAGUUUAAAACUCUCAUAAAGUUACUGGACAAUAAUGCCUACAAGAUAGAAUCAUCAAAACCGUUAAAAAAUGGUAAGCUUUUCAAAUAUUGGAAGAAUAGGCGUCGAUUGUUUUCAAAGAUAGAUUCCUCAUCAAUAUACAUGACUGAUGAACUAUGGUUCAGUGUAACGCCUGAAAGAAUUGCCCGUUUCUUGGCAAAUUUUGUUAAAGCAUGCAUGCCAAGUGCUGAAAGAAUAUUGGAUGUUUUCUGUGGUGGAGGUGGUAAUACCAUACAAUUUGCCAUGCAGUUCCCUUACGUAUAUGGGGUGGACUAUAGUAUUGAACACAUAUAUUGUACUGCGAAGAAUGCCCAAAGCUACGGUGUAGAUGAUAGAAUAUGGCUGAAGCGGGGUUCCUGGAAAAAACUAGUCUCUAAGCAGAAACUUUCAAAAAUAAAGUACGACUGUGUAUUUGGAUCACCCCCAUGGGGUGGGCCAGAGUACUUAAAAAAUGAUGUGUAUGAUUUAGAGCAGCAUCUAAAGCCCAUGGGGAUUACCAAGAUGUUGAAAAGCUUUCUUAAAUUAAGCCCUAAUGUAAUUAUGUUUUUACCAAGGAACUCUGACCUGAACCAGCUUUCUCGAGCUACGAGGAAAGUACUAGGCCCAUUUGCCAAAUGCAAAGUAUUAUAUGUCAAGGAAAAUGGUUAUAUGAAAGGAAUAUUUUGUAUGUGGGGAGAAUGCUUUUUUAACUAUGAACCAGCAAGUGCAGAAAAUAAUCAAGUGGAACCGUCUGGAAAUGAAGAGCCGAGUUCUGAAAACGAAGGGCUCUCGAGGGGAAAAAAGCAUGAGCCCACAAUAGUGAACAGAGAUAAUAGUGUAGAUAUUUACGACUUAAAUGGCUGA